This is a messenger RNA of Malaya genurostris, 690 nucleotides long. RefSeq lists its product as uncharacterized. Lineage: Eukaryota; Metazoa; Arthropoda; Insecta; Diptera; Culicidae. The coding region runs from base 1 to 690 and encodes 229 amino acids. Gene Ontology annotation, molecular function: nucleic acid binding. The transcript has a single exon. The record is from RefSeq and is a predicted model, not a curated record.
AUGACACAUCAGGAGUCACUCGCGACAGAGUGUUCAAAGAACGGAAUCCGCUGGCAUUUCAAUCCUCCCAGGGCAUCGCAUUUUGGUGGCCUCUGGGAGGCAGCCAUCAAGUCAGCACAGCAUUUCAUCCGUGUGAUUGGAACUCAUCUUCUUUCAUACGAUGAUAUGGAAACGUUAUUGUCCCAAAUCGAAAGUUGCUUAAACUCUAGACCUUUGGUACCGAUCAGUGACGACCCGACAGACUUUGAGCCAUUGACACCUGGACACUUUCUCGUUGGAUCUUCGCUAAAGGCAGUACCCGAUAUCGACUUAACCACAACUCCGUUCAAUCGACUGAGAAGGUGGCAGCAAACGCAAAAAUUGUUUCAGCUUAUAUGGAAACGAUGGCAUCGAGAAUACCUCUCUACCCUGCAGCCAAGAGCAAAGUGGUGUAAUUCACCUGUACAACUCGCAACAAAUCAACUAGUGAUUCUUCAAGAUGAUAAUCUUCCGCCAAUGCAGUGGUCAACCGCAAGAAUCGUUUCGUUACAUCCGGGGAAUGAUGGAGUGACUCGCGUGGUAACCGUUCAAACACCCACCGGUCUAUACAAACGUCCAGUGGCAAAAAUUUGUUUGCUGCCAGUCCCAUCUUCUUCCAAUGAGCAGACACAUGACAACAUGAACAAUCAGCAAAAUGAUGACUCAACCUAA